Molecule: messenger RNA, 990 nt
Organism: Rubroshorea leprosula
Lineage: Eukaryota; Viridiplantae; Streptophyta; Magnoliopsida; Malvales; Dipterocarpaceae
Source: the annotation of a GenBank genome assembly
AAGUUUGGGGAUUAUCAGCAUCUUCAGUUCUGAAUCCUUAACCAAGGUAGGUGAGGGGUUUCAUUUUCUUAAUCUCAAUUAUUUUACCUAUUUUCUAGUAAGUUUUGCAGUUAGCAGAAAGGGAAAAGAGGGUUUCUGAAAACACUAGUAAACGUUGUAUAGCCAUUGAAAAUAUGCAGUGACUGGCGGAAAAGAAUGAUGUGGCCCUGCAAGCUGUGUGGAUUCUAGCUAGAUGUUUGGUGGAAAAGUAAAAAGAUGCAAGCAAUGGGCAAAUGGACGGUCGCAAAGAUCGUCUGUGUUGCUUUAUCGAGACAAAGAGGACUUGGAAAUGGGCAAAGAGAGAGCCAACUAGUUUUGUGGUGGAAAGUAGAUUCUGCUUCCAUGGAACUGAACAGAGGAGAACUAGCUUGUAACUGCGCCACUUGCCAGUAUUAUAUUCUGAAGUAGUAGCCAUGGAUGAAGCACCAGUCAGGGAUUGGGUUGAGGGAAAUUAAUCUGGCAGCCAGAAUAAUUAACUCUUUUUGAAGCCUGUGUUAGCCUAACUGUAGCUUUUGUAGGAGCAUUGGUCGAGUAGAUAUUUGCAAAAGUACAUAAUCAUGUAUUCCUAUGAAGUAAUUGUUAGAAAUUACAAAAUCAAUGCUACAAAAGAACUAUAAAGCAUACAACUUUCUUACCAUUCACGCUCGAGUGGCUGCUUUAACUCGAAAAAUUUUUCUUUCCUGAAACAUAAAAACAGAUGAAGAAUCAGGCAAAUAAACAUUGUGAUACGAUAAAAUAAAAUCAUGUUCAGACUUACUUAGUUUGGUUUGACCUAGAAAACAUGCUUCUAGCAACUUCAAAAAACAGUCAGUUUGUGUUCAUCUUAUGAAGAGUGUUUUGUUGGCUGGGUAAAUAGACCUGGACAAAAACAGGGUCAGUUUUUUGAAGAGGGUUUUUGUUAGUAGGGGUAUGAGGCUACGAGCUACUUUCUGCUGGAAUUCUGUACUCUUU